Messenger RNA from Sparassis crispa, 1434 nucleotides. Its product is annotated as tRNA (adenine(58)-N(1))-methyltransferase non-catalytic subunit TRM6. The record is from RefSeq and is a predicted model, not a curated record. NCBI's taxonomy places the organism in Eukaryota, Fungi, Basidiomycota, Agaricomycetes, Polyporales, Sparassidaceae. The transcript is spliced from 11 exons. Gene Ontology annotation, biological process: tRNA methylation. Bases 1 to 1434 code for a protein of 477 amino acids. Gene Ontology annotation, cellular component: tRNA (m1A) methyltransferase complex; nucleus.
AUGGACCUUGGCGAAGGGUCAUCAACGAUUUCUGUCCGUGGCAUAAGGGAGGAGACUAUCCAGGCCGGUAACACCGUUCUCCUCAGGCUACCUAGCAGCGAAAUAAAGACACUAAAGCUGGAAAAAGACUCUACUGUAACCCUAGGAAAAUUUGGCUCGUUUCAUUCUAACGAACUGAUUGGCCAGCCGUUCGGGUUGACCUACGACAUUGUGGACAAGAAGCUGAAGGUUAUCCCCCCUCGCACGAUGCAGGAAGUAGAGGAUACCGAUGCCACAAACGAGCUCAUAAACGACGGACAGUUUGUACAGCCUCUCACAUUGGAGGAGAUAGAGGCCUUGAAAAAGUCUGGUGUGCAUGCAUCAGAAAUCAUCAAAAAGCAGAUCGAGCAGCACGCAAAUUACUCUCUCAAGACCGAAUACAGCAAAGAGAAGUACAAGAAGCGCAAGGAAGCAAAAUACUCUAAGUCUUUCACGGUCAUUGAUCCGACUUUGUUCAACGUCUGUGAAUAUUGGUUCAAUAAGGACCAAAACCGUUUACGCGACAUCCGUCCGGAUGCCCUAUCUCAAAUUUUGAAUCUCGCAAACAUUAGGCCAGGUGGUCGCUACCUCGCCGUAGAUGAUGCCUCCGGCGUCGUUGUUGCCGGAAUUUUGGAGCGUCUGGGUGGGAAUGGACGGUUGAUCACAAUAUGCGAUAUUGACUCACCCCCCGCAUAUCCGGUCACGGUGCAGAUGAACUUCAAAAAGGACACUGUUGCAUCUGUCCUAUCGUCGCUGAAUUGGGCGACCGCUGACGAAGAGUAUGCUCCUAUAGUGGCGCCUGCCGAACCAGCUUCGGGAAAAUUCAAAUCGGAUGGCCAGAAGUCACGAUUGAACAAGCGCAAGCUAGUCUCCGCAUCGCUGAUGCAGACUAGAGAAGAGCUUUUCACAGGCGAGUUUGACGGUCUAGUAGUGGCGAGCGAGUACGAUCCCUACUCAAUAUUGGAGAAGCUGUCUCCGUAUCUCGCGGGAUCUGCUUCAAUUGUGGUUCAUAGUCCCCACAUACAAAUCCUUUCCGAUUUGCAGUCGAGGUUGCGGGAACAUCCAGAAUAUCUGGGUGCUGCCGUGUCGGAACUUUGGCUACGACAAUACCAGGUUCUCCCCGGUCGUACACAUCCGAUGAUGAACACGUCCGGCUCGGGGGGGUUCAUCUUACAUGCUAUCAAAGUCUACGAUAAUCCCUCCGCCUCUUCAGUCUUGGCUCAUCGUCGUAAGGCGAAGAAGGCUAAGUUGGAGGAGGAACACACCGGUUCCCGUUCAACACCACUGCCCACAAGGCCAGAAGUUGCCAGUCUGUCGCAGACUCCAGAAGACUCCAGUGCGCCUCUACCUACCGGAGGCAGUACAGAAAGCGGAACAGCAGCAGUUGAAGACGAAAUGAAGGCGCAAGCGUCGUGA